CAACAGCCUGCGGGACCAAGCAAGAUGACCCUGCUCAGUGCUGUUUCCCGACAAAUGCACCAGGAAACUGCCCUCAUGCCGUUCCAGUCCAACCGAUGGCUUUUCGCUACCCAGCUCGUCAUGUAUAAUUACCUAUACCACCUCAAGCACCUGUCACGAUCACAGAUGUCAGCUAUUAAGCAGCUCGUAGUCCUUUCAGAGCGCCUCGAUCCAAAUUUACUGGAUCUGCUCAAAGGUUUGAAGGGCCUCAGGGUAGUGCAUUUCGAAACUCUUGACAACACAUUCUCAUUGAUACGUACAAGCUAUACAGUCGAGCGCGACGGCGAAGAGGUCGCGCUCGUCAGAGAGCCGCUGCACUUAUUGAAAAGGUAUUAGCAUUGCAGACAAGGAUUGCGCAGUUAGCUGCUUCAGCCAUGUGGUACAGAAAAAGUGAUAUUGAAAUGACACUCACCGGUUCAAUGCUCCUCUUAGAGGUUGACAGGAUGGUAUAUGAUUCAUAGCCGCGUCUAAGAUCGCUUCUUGUCUGGCGAGGGAUGCGAGUAAUGCGAUUCUAAAUGGAGAAAUUGAAUUCGAACGAGAUACA
Messenger RNA from Aaosphaeria arxii CBS 175.79, 583 nucleotides. RefSeq lists its product as uncharacterized. NCBI's taxonomy places the organism in Eukaryota, Fungi, Ascomycota, Dothideomycetes, Pleosporales. The coding region runs from base 25 to 375 and encodes 116 amino acids. The transcript has 2 exons. The record is from RefSeq and is a predicted model, not a curated record.